Messenger RNA from Notothenia coriiceps (black rockcod), 1168 nucleotides. It is a transcript of the gene depdc1b, whose product is annotated as DEP domain containing 1B. The record is from RefSeq and is a predicted model, not a curated record. The annotation marks the transcript as partial. The transcript is spliced from 8 exons. Lineage: Eukaryota; Metazoa; Chordata; Actinopteri; Perciformes; Nototheniidae. Gene Ontology annotation, biological process: intracellular signal transduction.
UGCAUUUUCACCGACAGCUGAAGCUUUUCAAAAGCUUCUAAAAGUUAUUUAUCUCCAUGUUUUCAUACGAGGGAAUCGGGAUUUCACUAUAAGAAUGAAUGGUAAAGUUAUUGGAACGGGUCCAUACCGGGCAACCAAGCUGUGGAAUGAAACCAUUAAACUGUUCCGUGGAGGCUUGCCGCUGAGAAGGCACUGGGCGAACUUCCGCUCCUAUGAUUGCAGUUUCACAGGAGCUGAGGCUGUCGAUUAUCUGCACGAUCUGCUGAGGCGCAAUUACAACUUUGGGCCCGAAGUGACUCGUUACCAGACUCUGCAGCUGCUCAGGAAGUUCCUCAAGGCUCAUGUAAUCGAAGACAUCAAAGGACGCCACGGGACAGAGGACUUUGAAGACAAUGGCCAUCUGUACAGGUUCCCCCCACUGUCUCCCCUGAAAUCCUUCCCAACAAAGCCUCUGUUUAGAGACUGCGGUGACCUUCCCAGACUCAUUCGUUGGGAUGACUACGAAGAAUUACCUCAGCGGGAAAACAUAGCACCACUGAAGUCUUCUGUCAUGACCUCAGAUCUGUGGAAUAAGAGGCACAGUGUUGCUAUUGGGGAUGUGAAUGAGUGCAAGCUCAUACGAAGGAAGGAGAUAACUACGAAGCAAGUGGACCACAUCUGGAAAUCAAUGACAGCUGAGCAUUUACAGAGAGUGUUGGGCCUAAAGUCACUGGAUGGCGUUUUAAACCCUACGCAUGUGAACGGCAAGCACAUCGUUCACAACGUGUUCAGCGUGAAUAAGACGGGCAUAGUCGUACUGGAGAACAAAGCAGAGGACAUGCCAUAUUGGGUGGUAUCAGCAAUGAAAUGCCUCGCCAAUUGGCCUAAUGGCAAUGGAAGCAAACAGCCGGCGUAUCCUGGUUUUGAGAGGGAUGUUCUGAAAACAGUAGCAGAUUACUUCCAGAGGCUCAAAGAACCACUGCUGACUUACCAUCUCUACGAAGUCUUUGUCAACAUUCUCAGUCUGCAGCAGCAGCAGGAGGUGGCGACUGAAGCUCUGCAGCUCAGCACCCUCCUACUGCCCCCCCCCAACAGAAGACGCCUCCAUCUUCUCCUGCGGCUCAUGGCCCGGGUGUGCCAGAAUCCCCACCUGCCCCCCCUCAAUGACGCCAUCGCCACCCGCACACUG